GGCCAAGCUGCUCUUUCUCUAUCUGUCUGUCUGUCCGUCCGUCUCUGCUUCUCUGACACAAAGCUAACGGGAGGCUAGCUUGACAACAGCACCACGUAACAACGUCGAAGUCUCGGUCAGCCUAAUGACAGAACACGCCUGUGUUUCUUCUUAUAUCGUCAGCGUCCUCUACAAAUCCCCCUCUUCUUUUCCUCUCCACUAACGGUUCAUGUCAUGCGUUCAUGAUCAGGAUCGUCUCUGCAACACACCGAGGAGCUAACGUUAACAUUCCACUGAGGGCUGAGAUAAUGACGAUGAUUGUGCCAGGACACCGACCUCAGAAGCCACAGAAGCAACCCCCAAUGCAGCAGGCAGUUCAAAAAUUACUGUGCCUCAUCAUAUGAUCCAUCUUCCCUGUUGAACCUUGACAAAUCGCCUACUGUCCAUCCCCCAAAAAGAGUUGUUUCCUGGUGGCGGAUGUCUCGACGCCUCCCUCUGAGGUCGGAGGCCAGUUGGCAUUGGGAGGUAGGUCCGCAGCAGCAGUGAUGCGGGCCUCAGUGGCAGGUUGCAGGAUGAGCGUGGGAGCACUCCUCAAUGGGCUGCUGGUCUCUGUAGUUGCAGCUCUGCUUUGGAAGUAUUCCAAGCUCAGUGAGCACGCUGCCCUGCUGGAGGAAGAGCUGCAUAUGACACGACAGUCCCAGGAGCUCUCACAGGCCCGCAUCGACUACCAUGUUGCCCUGCAGGCUCUUCAGGAACACGGCACCCGCAUGGUCUGCACUGGCAAGAUGCACACCGACCGUAUCUGCCGCUUUGACUACCUCUGCUACUGCUCCGAGGCAGAGGAGUUUGUGUUCUUUCACUCCAAUUCCUCUGUCAUGUUGCCAAACCUGGGUUCAAGGCGCUUCCAACCUGCCCUGCUGGACUUGUCCUCAGUAGAGGAUCACAACACUCAGUACUUCAACUUUUUAGAGCUCCCUGUUGCUGCAUUAAAGUUUAUGCCUAAGCCUGUGUUUGUACCAGAUGUGACACUGAUCCUAAACCGGUUUAAUCCAGACAACCUAAUGCAUGUGUUUCAUGAUGACCUGAUCCCGGCCUUCUACACUAUGAAACAGUAUUCAGACUUAGAUGAUGAGGCACGUUUAGUUUUUAUGGAGGGCUGGGGUGAAGGCCCACACUUUGACCUCUACCGACUUCUCAGCAGCAAGCAGCCACUACUUAAAGAUCAGCUUAGGAACUUUGGCAAGCUCAUGUGUUUUACAAAAUCUUAUGUUGGCUUGUCCAAGAUGACAACCUGGUACCAGUACGGUUUUGUUCAACCACAGGGGCCCAAAGCCAACAUGUUGGUCUCAGGACAUGAGAUCCGGCAGUUUGCCAGGGCUCUGAUGGAGAAAAUGAACAUCACAAGGGUGGAGGAGGUGGAGAGGGAUGGAGGGAGUGCUGAAGAUGAGAAAGAGAAAAAGGAUGAAUACAUUGUUGUGUUCAGUCGUUCAACAACAAGGCUGAUACUGAAUGAAGCAGAGCUAAUCAUGGUGCUGGCCCAGGAGUUCCAGAUGAGAGUGGUCACAGUGUCCCUGGAAGAACAGUCUUUCCCCAGUAUUGUCCAGGUGAUCAGUGGUGCUUCUGUGUUAGUCAGUAUGCAUGGAGCUCAGCUUAUCACCUCACUCUUCCUCCCCAGAGGAGCUGUUGUGGUGGAGCUAUUCCCCUUUGCUGUGAACCCAGAGCAGUACACCCCAUAUAAAACCCUUGCCACCCUUCCAGGCAUGGACCUUCACUAUAUCUCCUGGAGGAACACUAAGGAGGAGAACACCAUCACCCACCCAGACAGACCCUGGGAACAAGGGGGCAUUGCUCACCUGGAGAAGGAGGAGCAAGAGCGAAUUCUAGCGAGCAAAGAUGUCCCCAGGCACCUGUGCUGCCGCAACCCAGAGUGGCUCUUCCGAAUCUACCAGGACACUUUGGUGGACAUCCCUUCUUUCCUGGAAGUCCUUAAAGAGGGCGUGAAGAUGAAGUCCAGCAUAAAGAAAUCAAAGCCAGCUAGCACAGUCCACCCGGGCCGCGUCAGAGAACCCCAGUGUCAAACCUCAGUACAAACCACUAACGAGGCCAAGCUCACUGUCUCCUGGCAGAUUCCGUGGAAUCUGAAAUACCUGAAGGUGAGAGAGGUGAAGUACGAGGUGUGGAUCCAGGAGCAGGGAGAGAACACCUACAUGCCUUAUAUCCUUCCCCAGCAGAACUACACAUUUUCAGAGAACAUUAAGCCCUUCACCACCUACCUGGUGUGGGUCAGGUGUAUUUUCAACAAGAACCUCUUGGGCCCCUUUGCGGAUGUUCUUAUGUGCAGGACCUAGAACAAACAUCUUGCCAGUUCGUUGCUGUGGAAUUUUUCACAAAGGUUGAGUCAUGCUUGCACAAUAUGAAAACAGGCAGCUGAACUCUUGGACAGUAUUGUGUCCUCAGCAAGCGCAGGCAACAUAGGAACUUCUGGAAGAACUGUUAAAGAUUUGAAGCACAGGGUCAGAACUCAAUGGCAACAGCCAUUAAUCAAAGGAAAAUAUAUUUCCUGUACCUAUGAAAGAAAGAACACUGUCUCUACUGAAAACACCAGAAUUCAAAUUAUGAGAUUUAUAUAUGUGCAAAUAAUAUAUAACGUGAUUUUUAGUAUUAGUCAAAACACUGGUUCUUUACCUUUUACAGUAUGCAAUAUAGCUUUUCUGUGGAGAGCAAGAAAGAUUUUAGAACAGCAGAUUUUUAAUGUUUUCUGAUUUGUCCAAUGUCUACUGUGUGUGUGAUACCUGUGUGGCUUAGUUUUCCUUCCAAUUGUAUAAUUACAAACACCAUUAUUUACAGAACCUAGCCAAAACCACAACAGCAUUUUCUGUCACUCAUGCCAUAUUAAGCCCCAUUUCCACCAAGCAGUCUGGUAUGGUUCAGUUCAGUUCAGUACACAUGUUUUCUGUUUCCCCUGUGAAAAGUUGUGGAUGGUACCAAUGGGACCAUUCCAUACGGUCUCCAUUUUUGGUCACCCCUCUGUUGGGGCACCUAGCACACUGAUCUGGUACUAAAAGGUGGAGCUAGAAACACUGCAGAGGAUGGUCACUCUUGCUCAGGGCUGAGUGGUGACUGGUUUUGAAGCUGUUCAUACUGUGGAAAGUUUUACGUGUAUUAGUAAACUGUAACUCUAAAGUGAAAGGAUGUUCUGCUGCCUCUGGCAGCAGCUGUAGAAAAAAAUAACUUAAUUCACAGGGCUGACUGCUGGCAACUUUUAAGGUGGAACAUUUAGGCCUACUUGUAAUGUUAUUCAAUGCAUGAGUCGACGUGAAUCCAUCAACACAACUUAAAUCUCAAUAUGACAACUUUGACCAUUCUAUUAGUUUUUAUUGUCUCUCUUUGAUGACAUACACUUUUAAUCCCGAGUAAAUCUUCAAGUAUUUAAAAAUAUAUUUUUAUGUCAAUGGGAUAUGUGACCUGCAUAUAUUUAAUACUCACUUGGAGAAAAAAAAAAAGCGCUGCAAAGCAUUGUUCCUCUGGGCUAUGGCCCAGAGGAACAAGAGGAACAAAGAGGCAAGCACCCCUGUGCUUGCCUGAGGACUAAAUACACAAACCUGCUUUUUUAAAUAUCCCAUGGAGAGAGACUCUCACUGCAGCCUGUUCUAUUUUGUUCUGAAAAUGUUGGUGUGCAACCUCAUUCUGUGGACGAUAAAUAAAUGCAGACUUCCAUCUGUGUCACCAGUGAUGAGGAAAUACAGUGAGUGCUGGAUGGAGCAGUGAGUGUCAAAAACCUCGCCCACAUUCAAGAGUACUGUUUGAGGUCGAAACACUUCACGGACCUAGGGUCUAGGUAACAUGUCUGUGUUACUUUUGGUUCCCACGGUACCAUGCUGAAAGUGUUUGGUGGAAACAGGGCUUUACUUUACUAUGCUCGAGUACUCUUUGACCUAAUUGAUUUAUACAGCUUUAAACCUUGACUCAGAAGAUAUUGUCAAGGAUUUGUGUAAAAGAAGUAUCAAGCAAAGGUUUUCAUGAAGGCCACUGUAAUUAAUGUUUUGACCCUAAAAGCAAAGAUAUGUGCAAUUUUAAUGUCAUGGAGCCUUGUUUGAAUUCUUUAAUAGCACCAUUAUCAGAUUGUGUCCUUACACGAAAUAAAUGUAACAACACGUGUUUGUGUUUCCCCAGCCACAAGUCAUUUACAUCCGUUUUACUGCAUAAAUAAAUAAUAUUCUCCAACUGGAACCAAUUACAACUACAGUAAUUAGAAUUUCUGUGCAGAGGGAAUCUUUUCUGUCAGGCUAUAAUCAGUGUAGCAGCAGUAUGCUGUUGGACAGCUGGAUUUUACUGCAUUUUCAUCAAGAUAACAAGGAAUGUUAUUACCCUAUUUAAACCUCUGUUAAUUAAAAUUACAUUCCCAGCUACAUGUCUCUCAACUUGUCUCAAAGAAUGUUGAAUUCCAGAUUGAAACAACAGACAUCUAAAGCUGGCUGCUGAUUUUUUUUUCUCAUAACAUUUUUUGAAUAAAGUGCUGCUCAUUGGUAGCUAGACUGCAAAAAUGUAUUAGUUUGUAAAACACUUGAACUGGAGGCGUUAGUUUGUAGUAGUGGAGCAAGACAUGGUUUAUGGAAUGGCACAAAUGAAACAAAACACUGCCAGCAACAUAUUUUGUGAUAUUGUGCCAUUGUUAUGACAAUGUCAUGGACUUUCUACAGUGUACUAUGAGCAAUCCUCUAAACAUGAUAUUGCCUCUUUGUAAUGUUUGACUGCUGGCCACUAUGAAGAUCAUUUCCUCAUCCCUCUCAUAUUCCUUUCUUCAGCUAUUCACUUAACUGAUAUUUUUUUUCUCAGAGGCAGUUUUGUUUUUCAGUGCACGUUUAAGAGAUUAUUUGAAACCAUUGUUGUUUGUGCAGGAUGUGAUGGUUUCAGUAUAAAUGUGUUUGUAUUGUUAGAUUUGUGUGUGCCCCUGUCCCACCUCAGUGAAGACAUCAUACUGUACAUGCUAUGUGAAAUGAGAGAGUACAAGUCUCUGUUUUCUACUUUAGCAAAUCACUGGAGUUUCUUUUUCAGUAACUGUGAUUGAAUAAAGAAGCUGAUUUCUUACAAUAGCUGUUUUGUUUCAGCAGUUUCUAUCACUAAAACAAUUUGAACAAUGCUCGCUUAACCCAAGACAAUAUAUUCAGUGGAAGAAAAAGGGCAAAUAAAAAUAAAUAAGCUGUUUAUAUUUUUUGUUUCCAGCAAAUGUGUCAGUUGGAAGAAAAAAACAUUUCUUGUAUUAUUAUUUAAACCCUUUGAACUCCACAGAUGCGGUCCAUCGGUGCAUAUGUUGGUAGUUUUGCUUAUUGUGAUGUCAUUUCUUGGAGUAUAUUUAAAUGUCUCUAAAGUCUGUACAACAUAAGCUAAAAGAUUAUGUAAGUCAAUAAACCAUAAUAAUAAACGUUUUGAAAUUAUGUAAUGAAUUAAAAAAAUUGACAUGUUUUUUGAUCAAUUUAAAAAGAGUACAUAUCAAUCAAUCAAUCAAUCAAUCAAUCAAUUUUAUUUAUAAAGCCCAAUAUCACAAAUCACAAUUUGCCUCACA
Messenger RNA from Epinephelus moara (kelp grouper), 5542 nucleotides. RefSeq names its product protein O-linked mannose N-acetylglucosaminyltransferase 2 (beta 1,4-) (gene pomgnt2). The transcript is spliced from 4 exons. Lineage: Eukaryota; Metazoa; Chordata; Actinopteri; Perciformes; Serranidae. Gene Ontology annotation, biological process: protein O-linked glycosylation via mannose. Gene Ontology annotation, cellular component: endoplasmic reticulum. The record is from RefSeq and is a predicted model, not a curated record. Gene Ontology annotation, molecular function: protein binding; protein O-acetylglucosaminyltransferase activity. The coding region runs from base 525 to 2327 and encodes 600 amino acids.